CGAACGGCGGAAUUUAUUGACGUAUCGUCUGCUUGGAGGAGAACGAAACAGCUAGCUAAAAAUGUGAAAAGAGAGAUAAAAAAGAGAGUACAAAAGGGAAAUUCGAGAGGGAGAUUGAUUUUAAUUUACAAAGCAAUGGCGUCGAAACCCCAGCUGGUCCUUUUGGGUUACGUAGACGAGCAAAUCACGUCCAAAUAUCAGCAAGUUGUGAAUUAUACUACGAGUAAAAUCGGUGGUGCUCCUGAUUGGUGUAUAAGUGGCUCGUCAGUUCCAAUAUGCAAGAGAUGUGGCAGAAGACAGUCUUUAGUGAUUCAAAUCUAUUGCCCCUUGGAAGGGAGCCCAUGCCAUCGCACACUCUUCAUCUUUGCUUGUGUUACGCAGGAGUGCUGGAACCGUCCCCAUAGCUGGACCUGUCUAAGAAGCCAGAUGCCAGACCCCACAUCAGCCAAGACGUCCCUCCCUGGCACCAAGGCAGUUCCCCCCCAGUCAGCGGGUGGGGAGACUUGGUUUGAGGAUGAUGAUGACUGGGGCAGUAAUGACAAUGAUGGCAAUGGCAAUGCAGACAACUUUAACUUUGCCUCGUCGUCGCAGCUGUACCUGGACAAUAUGUCCAAGAAGCCCGAUGGAAUGAGCAACCUAAACAACAUGAACUCCAACACAUCAUCUAUCACUGAGGUUGCGCAGAGCAUGGAGAGUAAGCUGAACAUUAUUGAGGGAGAUGCCAAUGCUAAUGAGGCCCUGUGUGGUGCUGUGGGUAUUGUUGGGUGUGGUGGAGAAGGAGUGGAGGCUUCAGCUGUGAUUGAAGGGUCCGAGGAGGACAUGAUUGCAGUGGACACACCUGAGCAGCCAACUACUGAUAUCCCUGCUCUGUUUCAGGAAGCAGCUCAGAUAGAUGCCAAUGCAGAUGUGACUUUUAUUCCCUACUUCCUGUCGAGUGAAAUAGAACCACCAGAAGAUGUAUCGUUUACAGACCAUGAGAGAGAACUUUUAGUGCGCUACACUCAUAGCACAGGACAUGACUUCAGAGAGGAGGAAAAUGCCGGUGGGGGCGAGGGAAAGGGAGACAGCGUUUAUGAGAAGGACGUAGCCAUCCACGGUGAUGUACUACUUCACAAGUUCAAAAAGAGGAUCUCGCGCAGUCCACAGCAAGUGAUGAGGUACUGUCGAGAGGAAGGUGCGUCUCCUCUCUGGUUGCGUCCCCCAGGAGCCAGUGAUGUGGCAACUAAGUGCCAACACUGUGGAGGCAGCAUGGUCUUUGAACUUCAGCUGACACCACAGCUCAUCAUCCAUCUGCGGGUCUCAGGAGUCCAGGGUACACCUUUAGAGUUUGGAACUGUGGUGGUGUUUACUUGUUUAGCAUCAUGUUGGUCAGAUAAAGACACAGUUAGACAAGAAGCAAUAGUUGCCCAAAGUGAAGUCAUUUAAGUACCCAUUUUUAGACACAAGUCCAAAGAGAAAGUUCAUCACAACAUAAGGAAUAAUAGAUGCUUGCCCCAAACCAGUUUUUAUUAGAAUUUGUAUUUUAUUUUGUUUGUUCAUUUGUUUUAUUCCUUAUAUAUUCAUGCCUUGAAUGUGUUCAUCAACACAUUCAGAUUACAUUAUGGAAAAUGGUAGGAAAAGCAAAAUGGAGGAAUAUUUGAGUAAAUCUAGCCCUUUCAUUACAUUAAAUCAUAUAUGUAUUAACUUUUGUUUAAUGGCAAUAAAUAUGAAAGGCUAGUCUCCUAUCAAAUUAAGAAUUUCCAUUGGACCUUUUAAAUUGUAAGCAAAUACUGUGAUUAGCAUUGUUUGUAAAGGACAGAAAGUCUUACCAUUAUAAUUAGGGGAACAGAAUGAUGAGGUUGAUGACGCAUUCUAAGAUAUAUGCCAAAUAGGUUUAAUCUUAUGGUUUUGUUGGUGUGGCUUGGACUUCCAGUAGAGAAAUAUGUUUAGAAAUAACAUUUCUCUUAGCAAUUGAAAGGGUAAAGAAAAAUAGUGAGUAUAUUUCAAGUUUUGUAGAACUUUUGGGGCAGCAGUUUUUGUUAACAUCUAAGUUAAUAAAUAUAUAUUUUUUG
This is a messenger RNA of Penaeus chinensis, 2051 nucleotides long. It is a transcript of the gene trus, whose product is annotated as programmed cell death protein 2-like. The transcript is spliced from 7 exons. The record is from RefSeq and is a predicted model, not a curated record. Bases 136 to 1425 code for a protein of 429 amino acids. Lineage: Eukaryota; Metazoa; Arthropoda; Malacostraca; Decapoda; Penaeidae. Gene Ontology annotation, cellular component: cytoplasm.